UGACAAUGACAACGACAGUUCAAAAUAGUUCUUUGUAGGAGGCGGUCGGUUGUUUGCUAACGAAUAAAAAUACAAAUUAUUAAAUUUUCAAGCAUUGGCAGCGGUUGUUUAAAUUCUUUACGAUGACAAAAAUGUCAAUAUAAUUUUUUUCACGUAAUAAACCGAUAUUUUAGUGCUGAAUAAAUCAUAAGUGUCGCAUCAAUGGCUUCUACACCGAAGCAAGUCAACGGGUCCAAUAACGGCCUUUUGGGAAAGCGGAAGAAACCGAAGCGCACCAAAGGAUCCUAUUUAUCUAAAUGGCUAGAUAAAACUAUACAGCACAUUCAUGAGGCGACUCCAAGUAUGGACACCUAUGAGCCGUUUUUAAAUACCAACUGGCAGAGUUCUCAGUUCGCACCCGGCUACGAGCCGUGUAGGUACAACAUGUAUGGCUGCGCCGAGCCAAUGUCGCUUCCUACUCUGCCCACUUACUAUAACCAUGCAAUGCCGCCUUUCUACAAUUCUGAGUAUCGAUACCAGCCCGUUAAUAGGAGUACACAAGUUCAACGGCCAAGGCCUCGACGGCGAAGCGAUCAGAAAGUGGAAGAGGUGCAGACAACCCCAAAUAGCACUUUGAGUAACACAAAUUACUUGCAACCAAAGAAUUUUACAGAUAGUCAAGACUAUGCGAGCUUGCCGCCGAUCGUGACGUCAGUUGGCGACACAAAUUCUAAUAGUGACUUGCAUACUAAUGAUAAGGAUGAUUGUAGUAACACUAGGAGAUUCAGUGACCCCUGUGUUAGGGGAUUGCCGGAUGUAGCAAGGCCUAAUGGGGAUGUGGAGUCUGAUUCAGAGUCAGAUUCUAGCUUCUCUGGCAGCCAAGUUGGCAGUCGACUCUUAGCACAUUUACUAGACCAAAUAACUGCAAUGAAAUUGGCAAAUGAUAGACUGAAUAAAGAAUUAUAUGAAACUAGAGCUGAAUUAGAGAACAUGCGACAACACCAUGCCAUUCUCCAAAAAGGACCCAGCUCAAACAUGGGCGCCACCUCCAGCCACCCACACCUCACCGACAAUGGUGUGCCAGGUGGGCAUUACUCUCCUGGCUUCCUGUCUGACCUCGUGAGGGAGAUCAGAGACGCGGCCAGGGUACGAGAGGAGGCCCUGUACUCCAGGGUGCGAGCUAUGGUCAUCGAGAGGACGGACAGUGGUAUGGCAUCGGCAGAAGCAAAAUAUCAUGAGAAAACUCUUGAAGAGGUCAAGAGUUCUCUGCGUGCUUCGGAAGCGGACAAGCGGCGCAUGAUGGAUCGUAUAGCGAAGCUGGAAGACGACCUCCGGCAGCUCAGGGUAGCCAGCGGAUUGGAAUCAAACGAAAUAAAAACGAACGGUAACAUAGAGGACGCGGAGGCAGAACGCUUGCGCCUGCGCAAGGAGGUGGCGGACAUGCGCAAAGCGAAGCAGAACGCGGAGGACCACGCCCUCAAACUGGAGCGCCUAGUGACGCAACUCCGUUCGAAAUUCAACGGACUCCAACUGUCGAACGGUCCCGACUCCCUGCCUUCCGACAUCGACGAGACGACUCGCCCCCGACGGACGAGCGUCAACUCGUCCAACUCCACGGUCGUAUUCGGCCCAGUCACAGACUUGUAGCGAACGGAACCUGUAUAUAUGAUCUGCGCUAUUGUAGCAGAUCUCUUCUGGUCCUUACUUUAUAGGUGGCGUUAAGGAAUUGAUUAUAAUUAUUCAGAAUAAACAAGCGGUUUGAUAUCAACCAAUCACACAGCUUUGUUAUUUGUAAACGUUACCUGAUUGGUUGAAUUUUUCACGCGUCUGUAAGAUCUACGAACUGAUGUCGCAAUUGUUCUCUGCCAUAAAGUCCUGUGGUGCUUGGCGUAUUUAUUAUGAGAAAAGCAAGAACUGUAUAGAUAGACUAUUCGAUUAUAUUGUAAUUAUCGAAUAGGUUUCUUUUGCAUCUUUCAUAUAACCUUUUUGUGACUUUGAAAAUACAGCCAUUGGACAUAUUUUUUUGCUAUUAAGACGUGUUUCUCUUUUGGAGGUAGAAAUUCAGUGUCAGACAUCUAGUCGGCAAGUAAAUGGACCAAAGACCACAAUGUGAACAUCUUAUUCUCCAUCAUUAAAAUAAACAAGUUAACUGAUGAUCAAUAAAAGGUAGGAAUCUCGGUGGCAAGUAUAUAAAAUAACUAUUAAUUUCGACUAUUAUUUGCAAACAAAAAUCUUUAUCUUAAACACAUCAAAGAAGGAAGUACAGUUCUGUGCAAAAGUGAUUACCUAUCGCACAUUGAAAUUUAAACGCAAAUUCCAGUACAUUUUGCAAUAUUUAUAUAACCGGUGUGUGAUUAGAAACAUCACAUACAUUAUGUAUUCAUAAUAUAAUAUACAUAGUUGAUUUGUAAAUGUGUUUGCCUACUCAUUAAAACUCAAAGAUACGUAUAGAAGAAGCGCGUUUGUUGGUAUUUUCAAUUUUCGACCAAUUCGCUUUUCACGCCUCCACAUUAAAGCGCUUUUAAUAAAUAUUUACAUCGAUCGGUAACUACGGUGAUGUUUUUUUAUUCACAUAUCAUUGUUAUUUUUGCUUUUAAAAUUAUCGUUCUGAAUGUGCAUUUAUGAGAAAUGUAUGAUUUACACGUUUAAAAUAUAAAUGUUAUUGUUUUCACAUACAUAUCCUAUUUAAUGGUUUGCUAACUGCUAAUAUUAUUCAUUUAUCAAGUAAAUUUGAAAAUUCUCUCAUCCUAUCUACAUAUUGCCAUUAAAAAUGACAUGUUAAAUCAGCGAAUUAAAACAAGCAUUCUAAGUCGCUCCUGAAAGUUGAGAAAUUUAUCUUUAACUUUUAAGAUAUUGAAUUUUGUGUGCGAUUUUCCGUCUAUAUUUAUGUUACAAUUAUCUAGAUUAAAGACUAACCUAAAUAUUGUUUCUUGCUCAUUGUGCUUAUGUGAUUUUUUUAUUGUAGAAUUUACUAAUCAUGAUUUUCAGUUUGCGUAAUUAGUUUAACAUGUGUGAGUUUAGAAGUUUCAGAAAUUAUUUUAUCGACAAGUUUUUUUGCUCGUUUUAACAUUUCACUUGGUUUAUUUCACUGAUCAACAAAGUGCAACAAGAACAACUAGUUUUCGCUUCGCAAAAUAGAAUACUACAAAAACGGGACUGACACCAUCGAAAAGAUAUUCUUGUCGCACAUCUAGUUUGCUUUUAAGUUUUUUAUAAAUUUUGAUGAUAAAUUUCCUACUUGAUUCAGGUCCUCAAGUUAAGCUCAGUUCAGACGGAGUUCCUUCACGGUAAAAAUCUGACGUGCUCAGUUCUCAUUCUGUCUGAAACUAUUCCCCGACUAUUGUCUUUUUUUAUCAUCGGGAGAUUGGGCAGGACUUUCUUUUAACAUUGACAGAAAGUUUAAAAAUUAAAAAGUCUAAGUAACAAACGAUCGUAGGAAAGAUAUCAAGAAGGACGCAGACUGAACAGAAACUUGAAUAUGACUAAUGUGAUAUACAAUAAGCUCUUUGAUGGUGACAAUCCUGUAUGGAAGUGAAUGAUCAAUGUGAUUAUAAUAUUAUGGAUUAAGGUAAGGCUAAAAAAGUUAAUAGUAUUUCGUUUCAUUUUAAUUUUUAAUAUCAAUAUGAAUGAUUGGUCUCAAAAGAUAAACACAAAUUUUAAUCCCAAUUGUUAUCGAUGAACAAGUACUGAUUUUUACGAUUUUAUAGACAUUGGUCACAUUACUAACCACCGAUCACUUAGAAUAGACUGAUUUACUAACUUUUAAUGUAUAACAUACCAAAAUUGAGAUUUUAGUGCUACUAAUUACUUAUUUAUUCGUGUGAUGUGAAAAGCAUUAUGUUAAAGAGCGUGUGUGAAUUUGUUUUAUGUAUUGUGAUUUUAUUUUUACUUUAGUAUAGAUAUAUCGUUAUUGGUACACAUACUUUUAAUUUCGUGACGUGUUCAAUAUAUACGUUAAAGUUAAAAGUUGGUAAUCUGUAAACGAAAUCACCUUUUUUAUCAAAGAAUAUAAAUUCUUAAAGAAAAUUAUCAGAAUAUUUUCAUUAUGGUUUGUAAAUGUUUACUUGAAACACUAAAGUCAAUGCUCCCAGUAUGAGUCAAGACGAAAUAAAGGACUUAAGGUUAUAUCCUAAAUUGGAAUAUUUGACCAUUUUAUCGACAGAAUAUUAAUGACAAAUGUACACACCUAUGUAUCCUAAGAUGACUUCUGGCAUUUACUUGGCUCCACUUAAUGUAUAGCCUAAAUAGGGAUGGUCACUGAAAAUGUGAAGAAAGAUUUCAGUAGAAAAAUUAACUUACGAAAAUAGUGUCAUCCAAAAAUGGUACUAUGUAUCUAUCAUUUUUGUGAGUAAUUAUUAAACUUACGUAAAUCAAACUUAAGUCCUAAAAAAAAGAAAAUUUUAUAAUGUUUUUACUUAUAUUCAGUACCAGAAACACUAAGCUAUCUAUUACUACUAUAAAAUAUAUUAAUCACGAUAAAGUGUCUAAAAGUCUCUUAUUAACACAUUUUCAAGCUUGUAUCACAGUCUUAGGGCUCCUUCAUAGAAUUAUACUCUAGUAAGCAAUAUUAAUGAUUGCCAAAACACGUUUGUGUCAAAUAAGUAAUUAUUUAACAAGAGUCAUAUUAUUAAUCAAUAAGUUAAUAUGGUUAUGUCUAAGCAAUCGUAUUGUAUAUAUAAUUGUAUUGGCUCCUUAAAGGCGGAAAGUUUUACUAGUAAUUGUAAACCAAUGCUUUUGAUAUAAUUUAUAAAUUAUUUAUGAGUAGUUUGCUGUAAUGAAAAAUGGGAUAACAGCCCUUGGUUUUGCAAUUUUACGUAAAUUUUGAUAUAAAUGUAAAUCCGAUUUUAAAUUCGUUAGAUACUUCCAUAAACGUUCCUUAAAAAAAAUGCUAUUACGUCAUAGAAAGAGCCAGUACAAUAAUAUUUGAUAUAAAAUUAUGGUGCCUUAUUGUAACGUGUCCGCCCAUUAGAAACGGUUGUUGUCGCAUGUUGUAUACUGCUAUUAGUGUUGUAGUGUUUUAUUAUAAAAAUUCGAACAAAUUAAGUAAAAAUAUUUGAAUAAAGUUGAAAGAAGAAUUCCUUUUUAUAAUUCCAGGAUUACACGUGAUGUUAUCCCUUGUAAUCCUUGAAACCUUUCCUCAAAAUUAUUUUUACUUCAUUUAUUCGGAUCGUAUGCAGGGUGCAACAAAAAGAGUAAAUCUAUAUUUACAGCUAUAUUUCAGUGCACACAUCUUUAAUUUUUAAUUUAAAAUUAUCACCUUAAUAUUUUAUAGCGAACAAAUUUGAUGGGAAAUGUACUUACCAUUCAUAGUUCGUAAGUGUUUACUGCUAAAAAUCUACAAUGGCCUACAAAAGUAAACAUUUACGCUUUUUGUUGCGACUUGCAAAGUCCUGAAUCUGCACAUUGAUAGUAUUUGCAUUCAAGUAUGUAGAUACCUUUAUUUUGACAAAAUAAAAUAUCUAUUUAUUCUUAUCUUACAUCGACUGCUUGCUCAAUUAAAAAGCGCUAAGCCUUUAAAUGUAAUUUUCUUUUCGAUGUUGCUCAAUUUGUACGAAUAAAUAAAAAAAAAAUAUAUUUUAAGGGCCUGUAAAUGUGUUUCAUCAAUAUAUAGUAACUAUAUUACCUCAAUGUCAGUGUUUUCACGAUAAGUGUUAUUUUUUUAUUAAAACUAAAUUACAAAAAAAGUAAUAUUAAUUCAACGUGCAGGUUCGGGUCUUUUUAUUGACUUUGUACUCGAAUCCCGGAUAUUAUAGAAUAUUCAUAGAAUCCAAUAAAGCACUUACUCAGCGCGGAAGUGAGCCGGAUCUUUACGUGUUGACUUAAAUACUCAAUUACAGUGUUGCAAAUGUUUACGAUAGCUAAAUCGAUUGUUAAUUAAUAUCGGUGAAAUAAGGGUUUAAUAAAUUAU
Amyelois transitella is the source of this 5887-nucleotide messenger RNA. RefSeq lists its product as uncharacterized. Lineage: Eukaryota; Metazoa; Arthropoda; Insecta; Lepidoptera; Pyralidae. The coding region runs from base 202 to 1626 and encodes 474 amino acids. The record is from RefSeq and is a predicted model, not a curated record. The transcript has 7 exons.